Dalotia coriaria is the source of this 2303-nucleotide messenger RNA. It is a transcript of the gene gl, whose product is annotated as glass. The coding region runs from base 614 to 2023 and encodes 469 amino acids. Gene Ontology annotation, cellular component: nucleus. Gene Ontology annotation, molecular function: DNA-binding transcription factor activity, RNA polymerase II-specific. Gene Ontology annotation, biological process: regulation of transcription by RNA polymerase II. The record is from RefSeq and is a predicted model, not a curated record. Lineage: Eukaryota; Metazoa; Arthropoda; Insecta; Coleoptera; Staphylinidae. The transcript has 4 exons.
UUUUAAUUAACACGUAUAACUAUAAAAAUGUAUUUUUUUACUAAUUAAUGUGUUUGAAUAUGUGUAAUUUAUUUGAAUAAUAAUUUUUAAAAAUUUUGUGUGUUGAGUGUUAGACGCCAUUUUGGAUAAAUGUGUUUUUAACGAAUUGUUAAGUUUAAUGUCACUAAAUAAUGUUUUUAAUGAAAAUUGUGGAUGAAAAUGCGCGAACAUCACGCUGUCGAUGUUUAUGUGACGUGCUUCAUUCGUGUUCGUGGAAAACUUGUGGGUUUUCUUUAAUUUUGUCCGCGCACCCUCCGCGCGCCUUUUUCUUUUGAUUCUGUGCUCGUCAACACAUUAAAUACGAACAUUUUUCUAUUAGGAUUUAGAAAAUCAUACAGUGUGUAAUUAAUUAACAACUAUUUUAAUUAAAUAAAUAAUUUAUGAAGUGGUAAACAUGAUAAAGUGCAGUGGAAAACAAUUUAAUUGCGUUUGGAAGUGCAGAAACUAUCAAAAAGAACAUUUAAUGUUUAAAUUAACAUCAUCCAUAUAAUUAUCAAGUGUAUUGCACGGCACGUGUCUGCGCAGGGCGGUGGGUUGUUCCUGUUCUCCUCGAAGAGAGCGAGACAGCCUCACGAUGGACCCGUCGACAAGCUACGUGCCGAACAACCCGCAGUUUGGGGUGCAGCUCGAGUGCAACUGGAGCGCCACACUCCCCGCGUUGCAGACGGUGCAAACUUUACCAGCGACGGCGGUGCCUGCCGCCUCCUGUGCCAACCCACAAAACGAUCUUUCGGCCAUUUCUACUAAUUCCGGCGGAUUGUUAGUGCCACAGGACGAGCUCACCACUUGCUGGACUGAGGACAUGGGUUCUUUCACAUUACCUUUGGAUUUGGAACCGUUACCUUCGUUGUUUCCGUUUUCGCCAUGUUCUGGAAAUUCUAAUUCAUACAAACAAGACCUGGGAAACUUGGGUCUAUCACAUCACAGUCACAACCAUCCACAUAAUCAACAAGUUUUUUCACUUCGUGGAGACACAAAACAACCCGCUGAAGUGGCGGAUGUUUUACUUUCAUUGAAACACGCUGUGGUUCAUCCUGGGCAAGAGACGCACCCGCCGACAAAGUGCGAGAACCAACAACACUUGUAUCACCCACAGGUCUUGCUUUCCCCAGGCGGGUAUGCUUCAGGGAUCUGUGAUCAGAACUUUAACGCUCAGCCGCCACCUAUGUUCCCUUCAAUGUCUGUAAAUGUUUCUAUGAACAUGACUAUGCACGGGUAUCAUCCUAGUAAUUAUCCUUCAACAGAAUUGGCAUAUCCACAGGUUCAAUGGAAUCCGAGUCCACAAGUCUCAACCCCAAUGAAUUACCAAUCUGGUCUACUAAGCCCUGGAUACACUGGUGCAACCUAUUCUUUUACCGCAGACUUCCGGCCCCCGCCAACACAAAACGAUCCAUCUCCAACAUUCAAACCAUUUCCUGCAACCCAAACGACGCCAUCAACGCGUCGAAAAGCAUCACUUUCCUCUCAUCCGACAUUUUAUGAAUCAAACACUACUCCUACUGGGGUUGGUGAAUGUGGAAAUGGUGACCUGCUUGAUGCAGCUGCUAAACCAAACGUAUGUCGUAUCUGCGGUAAGUCCUACGCCCGCCCCAGCACGCUCAAGACCCAUUUGCGUACGCACAGCGGUGAAAAACCUUACCGUUGUGUGGAUUGCAACAAGUCCUUCUCGCAGGCAGCGAAUUUAACCGCACACGUGCGCACGCACAGCGGUGAGAAACCUUUCCGGUGUCCGGUGUGUGACCGCCGCUUUUCGCAGUCCUCGUCGGUAACGACGCACAUGCGCACGCACAGCGGCGAGCGUCCUUAUCGCUGCCGCCUCUGUCGCAAGGCAUUCUCCGACAGCAGUACCCUCACAAAACAUCUGCGCAUUCAUUCCGGUGAGAAACCCUAUGAGUGCAAAUUGUGUUUGCUACGUUUCUCACAAAGCGGUAACCUCAAUAGACACAUGCGUGUGCAUGGCAACAAUGGAAUGAUGCCGCCAUGACACUUUGUUUUCCCCGGGUACCGGAAGGCCUAACUUUCUGACUCUGUACAGGACUCUAUUUUGAGAGCAAACUAAUUUUUAAAUCAAUUUAAACAAAUAAAUGUCUUGUUUUUCGGUACCAAAUCUUCAAAUUAAUUGAAACAACGAAUUUAUUAUUAUAUAAACUAAUAUUGAAACACCUGGUGUCUAAAAAUAUAUAAAUGUAUGAAAUCUAGUCAUUUAUAGGAAAAUGAAUGACAAUUAAGACGAAAACAAAAGUUAAAUUUAAUUUUUAAUAAUC